AUGCUGAACGUAAUUGGUGAUCGUAUAUAUUGUGCUAUUCGUGGUGUACUUAGUGGUCAUGAUGGAAAUGAAGAUAAAAUAAAUUUUAUUCUACCAUCAGCUCUUCUUAUUUGUCAAUGGGUACUACUAAUAAUGAUAAUUAUUAAUCAAUGUCAACCAUUUUUAUUUCUUAUUUUACCCAUCUUUCACCUCGUAUUAUAUGUCAUUUGUUCACGUUUAUUUUCAUUUAAAAAUAAUAAAUCUGAUAAUAUUUUCUCUUGGAAUUAUUAUCGAUGGUGGUUUUUAGAUCGAUUAUGGAAUAAUAAUAGAUUUUGGUUACAACAUAUAAUUAUCUUCGUCUUUGUGUUAUUAGAUAUUGAUGAUGGAACUUGGAUUGCUGAUCAAACAGUUUUUAAUUGUUUACAUUUUAAUAAUGAUAGUAAUACUUUUCAAUUAUAUCCAGUUAGAAUUGCUUCUAAUUGUUCUAUUGGUACAAGAACAAUUUUAUAUGAUGGAGUUAAUAUAGAAAAAAAUGUUAUUGUACAACCAAUGCCAUCAGUUAAUGGUUUUGUUGCAUCUCAAACGAUUAUCGAUGGUGAUGAUGAUAAGUCUUCUUCCACAAAUACAAUCAUGACAUACAAUAAUAGACCAUUAUCAAUAUGGUAUAAGAUCUUUCAAGUUAUUGCACUUUGCUUUCUGAUCUGUAUACAUUCGAUACUCCUGAUCAUCAUUUACAAAGUUUAUUCAAUUGUACAAAUACCAUUACCUAUUGAUAUUGCUUUUUGUUGGACAUUAUGGUCAAUUCUUGGUUGUUUUAUUUCUGUUAUUCUAUUGAAAUUUAUAGUUGGUUCUUCUACUGCUCAUCAAAUACAUCCAAUUGCAUCAUGGUCAUAUUUACAUAAAUUAUGGCUUCGUCAACUAACUGUAUCUAGUUUUCAUCAUGCAUGGUUACUACCAAGUAGUAAUGAUGAUACUUAUCCUAUUGUACUUCGUUGGUUAGGUGCUCAAAUUGAAGAUAAUGUUAAAAUCGGUGAAAUAGAUACAUUCUUGUCUUAUCCAACAAAUUUAUUACAUUUUGAAACAGGAGUUACUACUUUUGGUUCAGUAUUAUUAGUUCCAACUGAGUUAACACUUUCAGGUAGUCAUCUUGCAUCUGAGAUAAUGAUUGGUAAUUUAACAGGUGUUUUUCAAGAAACGAAAAGCAACGAUGUAGAAGUUUUUAUUGGUGUUCCAGCUCGUGUCAUGCCGUUCAAAAUGCCUUUAAGAUCACCACUAACAACAACAACAGAUGAAAUGAAAAGUAUUCCUAUUUGGCAUACAUGUUUUACUCAUUUCAUUAAUAAAUCUCUUCUCUUAACCAUCUAUUCAUUAACUGGUGUCGUUAAUAUGUUUAUUAUUCAUACAAUACUUAUCUGUAUCACCUAUCGAUAUCGCUCAUACAUGCGCUAUCCAGUAAUACAACAGAUGAUAUCAAGACUAAGAAAAGAUCAUCAACAAUUCAUUUGUCCAUUUCUUAACAAUACACAAUGGUUAAUCAAUUUAUUUCGUGCACUUGGUGCACGCAUUGGCAAAGGUGUUAUCAUACCUGAUUUUUCUUGUCUCACUGAUUAUCAUCUAAUAACUAUUGAAAAUGAUGUUCGACUUAAUAUGCAUGCUAAUAUUCAGUGUCAUAGUUUUGAACAACGUAUCGUAAAAGUAGCUCCUGCGACGAUUGGAAAUUCAUGUGUGCUUAUGAGUGGUUCAUUUGUAAUGGCAGGCUGCAAAAUUGAUGGGUAA
This is a messenger RNA of Adineta steineri, 1755 nucleotides long. Lineage: Eukaryota; Metazoa; Rotifera; Eurotatoria; Adinetida; Adinetidae. The record is from the annotation of a GenBank genome assembly.